AUGCCUCCUAGCUACAGUACAUUGUACUUUUAUCCACUUCGCUGCCAUGUUUUACCAAACUCUGCAGAAAUAGACGAAUGCGCUGCCGUCAGUUCUGGUUGCGCUCACCGUUGUUCAAACACCUUCGGUGGCUUUCAGUGUAGCUGCAACGCUGGGUACACCUUGGACGACAACGGCAAGACUUGCAAUGGUAACUGUGCAAACAUUGUGUUACAUAGACUUCUCAAAGAACAUGCUGUGAAAGCUGUAUGUAAAGAAAUUGGUGAAUGCCAGCAGAGCAUGUGUUCUCAUUUUUGCACAAACACAAACGGAUCUUUCACCUGCACUUGUCAGGCCGGCUAUUUGCUGAAUGCAGAUGGGGUCACAUGUGAUGAUGUAGAUGAAUGUAGCACCAAUAACGGAGGCUGUGCACAGGUGUGUAACAACCUACCUGGUUCCUUCCAGUGUGAAUGUAGCUCGGGAUACCAGUUUGGACAAGACGGUAUUACGUGUGAAGAUAUAAAUGAAUGCAACUCGUUCAAUGGAGGGUGCCAAGACAUUUGCGAAAACACCAUUGGAUCCUUUGUGUGCAAUUGUAGCAGUGGGGUACUCGACAGCGACGGUUUGAGCUGUGACCCAUACUCAACCUCACCAAUCGCGGAACCAAGCGUGUUCCAACUGAACAGCAUAGCGCGAGAACUUCUGCCACAAAGGUGCGCUGUCGUCACACUGACUCGUUGUACAGAGAGCGCUGAUGUAGAAGUCCGUAUUUCAUCCACAGAUGAAUGGUACAAGUUGAACUCUGACCCCAACGUCAUCUUCACGCUUGGUAUCGUCUUUGUUGAAGUGCACGACAUUGUCAAUCACGG
Molecule: messenger RNA, 848 nt
Organism: Lingula anatina
Lineage: Eukaryota; Metazoa; Brachiopoda; Lingulata; Lingulida; Lingulidae
Cellular component (GO): extracellular region
Molecular function (GO): chitin binding; calcium ion binding
Source: RefSeq, a predicted model, not a curated record